Megalopta genalis is the source of this 3793-nucleotide messenger RNA. Lineage: Eukaryota; Metazoa; Arthropoda; Insecta; Hymenoptera; Halictidae. The record is from RefSeq and is a predicted model, not a curated record.
UAUAGCUAUAGUGUCAUCUCACUGUUUUGUGAUAGAAUAGAUGCUUAUUGAAUUUUACAUGCAUAUGUAGUAGUAAUAAAUGUUAUCCGUUCAAAUAAUGACUGCUCAUAUAAUUAUUUUUGUGAUAUUUGGAUAACCAUCCAUUCUCGUUUACUUAAACAUGUGACACAUACAUGCAAUACGUGUCGGCAAUAGCAAUGAAUAUUUACUAAGUAUUGUAAUGAACUCAAACUUACACGUUCCAUUAAUUCAUUACAUGAAUUACAUAUUGUUAUAUCAGACUUGUACAUAAAAAAAAAAUGUACAUACAAACUAUGCAUCAGUGAAUGUAAUAUUACGUGUAACAUCGAAUGCAUGAGUAGAACAUGUUCCUUCGAACUCUCAUGAAAAAUUGCCUUUGUUUUUGGUUAUGACAAUUAUGAAAUUAUGUAAAAUUUAAAGACCACAUUUGUCAUGAAUUAGAGCAAUAAAAAUGGUUAUAACAAAGAACCAUUCGAUAAGUAGAUCGUCUAGUUGUUUACGAAAAUAUCGAAUACUUUUUCUAUUUGGUAUUACUGUGCUGUGUAUACAAAUUUAUUUAGCACAUACAUUUUUUGGUUUGGAGAUUCGAAAUCGAAAAUCUAGUCGAUUAUCUUCAGGAGAAGAUGAUGUAUCUCAAUCCGAAGAAGAUGAAGGAUUACCAAAAGGUUUACGUCAAUUGAAGCUUCCACCCGAUAAGCAAAUUAAUGGGAAUAAGGUCUUACAAUCUCAGCGAAACCAAACUACUAGAAUAAAAUUAGAUCAUAAAUCAUUAAACUUUCUACCGUCUUGUGAAUUUAAUGGCAGAGAAGCAGUGAGUGCUGUAACACGUGCACAAAGUCAAACAUGCAAACAGCGCAUUGUCAAUGUGACGUGCCUUAAUCAACAAGGAUUAUUAUAUCCAGAAAGAAUACAGUCUCUAUGUCAUCACUCUCCAGGAUUUGUAGAGAAACCUGUCAGUUUAGGAUGUUUCAAAGAUGACAAAGCAUUACGUCUACUUACUGGUUAUUAUCAUGUUUUUAAAGGGAACAAUUCUCCAGAUCGUUGUGCUUUCUUAUGUUUGCAAUCAGGAUACUUGUACGCUGGUACAGAAUACUCUGUCGAAUGUUUCUGUGGAAUGGAAAAACCACCACAAUUAAAACGAUUACCAGAUUCUAGUUGUAAUAUGAAGUGUCCUGGUAAUCCCAAAUAUUCCUGUGGUGGAUAUUUAACAAUUAAUGUGUUUUGGACUGGAAUUCAAAGAUUUAAAGCACAGGAAGCUAGAAAUGCAAGUACAGAAAGUGAAAAUGAAAAACCUAUUCGAAUAGCUUAUUUACUAACAGUAAACGGCAGAGCGAGUCGGCAAGUUAAACGCCUCAUUAAUAUUCUUUAUCAUCCUUCACAUUUAUUUUAUAUUCAUGUUGACGCGCGACAAGAUUAUCUCUAUAGAGAGAUGCUAGAAGUGGAAAGGUCUUGUAAAACAAACAAUAUUAAAGUAGCAACCGGAGAAGGAUUACGACAUGCGAGCAUUUGGGGUGGUGCAAGCCUGUUAACAACUCUUCUGAAGUCUGCAGAACAAAUGCUCGCGCAUCAACAUCAUUGGGAUUUUCUUGUGAAUCUCUCAGAAUCUGACUUUCCUAUAAAAAGUAAUGCACAACUAGUUCAAUUUCUGAGUUUGAACAAAGGCAUGAAUUUUGUAAAAUCACAUGGAAGAGAAGUUCAACGUUUUAUUACUAAACAAGGUUUAGAUAAAACUUUUGUAGAAUGUGAAACUCGUAUGUGGAGAAUAGGUGAUAGAAAAGUACCAAACGGUAUUCAGAUAGAUGGUGGUAGCGAUUGGGUAGCUUUAAGCAGAGAUUUUGUGGAAUAUGUUGCUAGUCCAACUCCAGAUACAUUAGUGACUGAUUUAUUAAAAGUGUUCAAAUACACUUUACUUCCUGCUGAAUCCUUCUUUCAUACAGUUUUACGGAAUUCCAGGUUUUGCAAUACAUAUAUAGAUAACAAUUUACAUGUUACUAACUGGAAAAGAAAGUUAGGUUGUAAAUGUCAGUAUAAGGCUGUAGUUGACUGGUGCGGUUGUAGUCCGAAUGAUUUCAAGCUUGAAGAUUUCAGCAGAAUCCGAAAUACUAUAGAUCGGAACUUAUUUUUUGCUCGGAAAUUUGAGUCUAUUAUCGAUCAGAGAAUUAUAGACAGAGUGGAAGAAUGGUUGUACCCUGAGAAAACUAAUGAAACCGUUAUAGCUAAAGGCUAUGAUGCAUACUGGCAAAGUUUAUAUCAUGCAGCAGAUUUGAGUCCUUUGACCGAUGAUGCGCAACUAACUAUUUCAAAUUCUUUAGCCAGAUUGGUUUUUAAAAAACUGAAAAUAAACUACGACGAGAUACAUUUGUUAGAAACAACUGCUUAUUUUAAGCAAAACCAAUAUGUUGGUAUAUUAAUUCAUGCAGAAGCUAUAAUGAAGCAGUCAUUAGUUCAACAAAAACACGUGGAAAAAGUAGAAGCUCUGGCGUAUUUAAGGCGUAAUUUUUCUACUAGCAAAGAAUGGUUAGGAAAAAUACAAAGUUUAUCAGUUAACACUGAUUAUGAUCAAAAGGAAAAAACGUUUAGAAAUUUAGUCGGAAGUAUAGGACCAUACUCAUACCCAAUUUUCCUGUAUGAAUUUGAUUCGGGAUUGACAACGCCGCAAAAUCUAUCAAUACUAUGGGUAGAUCCAUAUGGACGAUUAGCAGAUAUUAAUUAUGUACAAGUUGAAGAAAUGACAUUAACAGGGUAUGUUAAACCACAGUUCAGCGAACACCUGGUUGUGGGUACAUGGAGUUUACUUUUAGUUACUGACACCAUGUCAGUAGCAAAAGUGAAUUUUUUGGUAACUCCUUUGGGAUAUUGGAAGAACAAAAGAAUUGACCCAGAAAGAGCUAAAAUAGUAAAUAAUGCACCCGGUGAUAACUAUGAUGUCACUGAAGAUAUGAACAAAAAGUGGUCACAUUUAUUGCAUUCUGUAAAUUUUCACGAACGAACCCCAUAUAGAACCGGUGAUGAAGAUAACGUCAAUUCUAAUUUGGAUCAAUGGAUAGACAAAUUAGUACAGGAACACUAUGAAAUUGACAAAAUAUGUAAUGCUAAUGAUGUCACUAUUUCUGAACUAAAAGUGCAGAAGUGUAUUAACACUUAUUGGAGCUCAUUGAGCCCAGAUUCAAAGGCUGAUAUCAGUAACUUAUGUUAAAAGUAUCAAUUAGUUUUUUAAAUAUGUGCCAUUUUCAACACUUUUAAACUUUAACAUGAAACCUACUAAAUACGCAUAAGGUUAACAAUUUUUUUAGAUAUUUUUAUAUCAAGUAAAUACUAUAUAUAUAUAUAUACGUAUUUAUAAGAAUAUUUCAAAAGUAUAUUACAUCCAUAAAAUUAAAGAACUCUUCUUCUAUAACAAAGAUAAUUUUUUUCACUUUCCUUUGUGUAUUGAUUAUAUUUCAGUUCAUUUCGACGCAAUGGAAAGGUAUUUUCAUUAAUCGUUUUUGCGUUUAUAAAUCACACUAUGUCAAAAAAUUCAACUGCAAUAUAAAAUUUUGUUUUCUUUUUUAUCAAGGUUACGUAUACUUUUUAUUCAAUAUAAAAAUUUAUGUAAAUUUUGCUUAUGACAACAUUACCUGUAUUAUUCUAUGUGUCACAGCUAAGUAUACCCUUGUAUGUACAUUCAUUCUUCCAAAUUAAAAGGAAUGAUGAAAUUUUAUGUACUUUUACGAUCAUACAGCAUAUACAAGUGUAUUGUAUACAUUGUACAAUAAAUUGGAUACAACAUUAA